Molecule: messenger RNA, 994 nt
Organism: Solanum verrucosum
Lineage: Eukaryota; Viridiplantae; Streptophyta; Magnoliopsida; Solanales; Solanaceae
Exons: 7
Coding region: 105-812 (235 amino acids)
Source: RefSeq, a predicted model, not a curated record
UUUCCUACUAUGAGGUUGGAAUCUGUAAAGUUGGGAAUGCUGAUUAUACAUUGUAAUUCUGGUUUCACUUCCAAUUUUAGAGUUGCUGGCAAACAUAAACAAUCAUGGGUGAUGGUCCUCGAGGAAUAGAGGUGUUUGAAGAUCAUUUUCAAGCUUCAACAUCUGGUGAAGACUCCAUGCAGAGCCCAGCUUUAUCUAAAUAUAUCGGAAGUAAUGAUUCUUUAAGAUCCAUUAGUAGAUCAUGGACUAGAAGAAAAUUGAAAGGGGCUGCUUCAAUGUUGAAUAUGUUUAGCCUCAACAAGCUACCUUGGAUGUCUGGCACAGAUGGUCAAGAAAAGGUAGUCUUAACUGCUGCAGAAGUAGAAUCUCUUCGAUCAGAACUCGGUGCUUUGGAAGAAAGAGAAGCUCAUUGCAAAGCUCAAUUAGAACACAUUGAUGAAGUCGUACGGGCUGCACGACUUUCGGGGUAUUUGGACAUGAGAAUGAGAUGGGCAACUUUACCCGGAGAACCUCUUCCAGUUGAUGACACUGAUGUUGAUGAUUGGCUGCCUAGAUUUUUUGUCCUUCAGGGAUCGUGUAUCUUCUGGUAUUCGUCAUGCACAGAUCUAAGCCCCCAGGAUUCAACCCUUCUAUCUGAUGUAGUUGAAGUUGGAACCUUACCUUGCCUGAUACGAGACAAUGAGGACAAACGAUAUUGCUUUUAUAUCUCAACUCGUUAUGGACUGAAAUAUGAAUGCUCUAGUAAUUCUAAGAUAAAGGUUGAUUCGUGGUUGGAAGCAUUACGGAGUGAUUGCAAACUGCGAUCUGACUGAGCAACUAUUAAUGAGUUGACUAGGAAUUGACAUGAUCUGCUAUUAUCAGCAACAGCGUCACUAUAUAAGCCAGAUUCGGAAGCAGAAACAUAUAUAUCACUUCUCCAAACUUCCACUACAACAUUUUAGCGUUUAGCCAGUGCAUUCUGUACAUAGUCUAGCAUACAGCCAUUGUAAAGCAU